Auanema sp. JU1783 is the source of this 3057-nucleotide messenger RNA. The record is from the annotation of a GenBank genome assembly. NCBI's taxonomy places the organism in Eukaryota, Metazoa, Nematoda, Chromadorea, Rhabditida, Rhabditidae.
AUGUCAUCUUUUCAAUUAGUGCACUUCGAUGGAUCAAUCAAACGAAACAGAAAUCAGGAAGCAAUUUUGAAAUCAUGGAAUGAACGAGAUCAGUUUUUGAGAAGCUUAGAGGAAAAGCGGCAGUUACGAUCAAAAGAAACUAAGCAGAAGUCAGCAGCCACCGUUAUACAAAGAUGCUGGAAAUCAUAUUUUAACAAAGUAAAUGCUCAUAAAAGGCUGAGACAAGAGUUCAUUAAUCAAUCAACAAACACCCCUGAGGAUGUAUCAUAUCAAAUGAAACGAAUUAACUUAUUCUAUCGAAAUGAUUACCCGGAAGAUACCACACGCCUAAUCACAGUUUGCUCAAACUAUUUAUCCAUUUGUGACGGCUCUCAAAAUAAGCACCUUUUUCCUCCGAGUUUGAAAAGCCAAUUUAUUGCACGUGUCAUACAGUUUCUAACUCAAGCUCCUACCUCUGAGCGUUUGAAUAUUCCCCUACGGUUUUUAGAGAAAUUUUUAACUAAGGAUGAAGUUGUUCUCGCUGCCAAGAAUAAGUAUUUCGAAGCAUUUAUACACGUUUUAUGGCUUUCAAGUAAUAUGAAUAUCUCAGAAAUCAAGGUUGAAACACUACUUACACCUAGAUUGAAAACAUUCUUCGACUUUUUGCUUCUACCCUUCAAUGUCUGCGCUCCUGAAACAAGGCAAGAACUAACUAACUACUUGUUGCGCGAUAUAUUAUCUUCAAGCCAUUUGGUGUGUGUUAUAACUUUAGUUAUACCACAAUUAGUUUUGUCUCCUGGAAGCCAAAUGUCUGUUGUCAACAUAACUGAAGCACUGUUGAAAGUUCAUGAAGAAGUGAAAGAUUCAAAUCGUAGAAUGAUUGCUCUGUACGUUGGUAUUGCUUUUGUUCUGAAGCCAAACACAGAUGAAGAAGCUUUCGCACUGUUCCAUCUUUUAGCUACUCUUCUGCCGACCAGUGUGGUGAAUGAACCUGAAGAUGACAUUGGCAAGUUUGUUAAAAUGACAAUUCAAGAAGGCUUUCAAUCAGAUUACUUCAUUAAUAUCUUCUUAUUAGCAUUGAGUUCAUCCAAAACGGCGAUAGAAGAUAUGCUAACUUUCCAUACUCAUGGAGUUCAAGAAUCACUGUUCGAAGUUUAUUGUGAAAAGUCUUUGCCAGACGCAUAUCAGGUUCUGAUUAGAUUAUUUGAAUACAUUUUGAGCUUCGAAGUGGAUAAUGCUGAAAAAUCCUUCUCUAGUAUUUCCAGAAAAUCGAAAGAAAACACUCUCAUUAAUUCUUUAAAAUUAGGCUGGGUAAAAACAAUCAAGAAUGCUGAAAACUUCCGCUCAGCAAUCUCACUGUGUUCCUACAUUUUUGUUGGAAUUCUGCGGAACAGUGUGGACGAUGAUUUCGAUCUUCAAGGAAUACUACACGAUUUCAUUUCAGACUUUAUUCAAAUAUCUCAAGAAUUCUUGGAGCUUUGUCUUGGUCUGAUUGAUCUUGCUUUUCCUGAUGAUUUCUGGUGUUCCUCGAGUGUGGCUAAACAGAAACUGGAGAAUGCCUCUCAGUGGUCUGGUAUGUAUCAAGACCUUGUUCUAGCUCUGCGUGCAAUAUUCCAAAAAAAUAAUCGAGUUCAUUUCUUGCCACACAAUUUCUGGACUUCGCAUAAUCGACAGGUUGUUGUAAACAAGAAAAUAUGGUACCAUAACAGACGGUUCAAUUCUUUGAGACAAAGACAACAAAGUUUUGCUUUUGUUCGAUUUCUUCGUUUUGACAAGCCCAAUGCAGACGAGAGUGAUAGCGAUACUGAAGCAACUGAAGAAGAACAACCUAGUAAUACAGAUUUGAGAAAUUUGAGUAUUAUAAGAAAUAUUCCUUUUGUGGUUCCAUUCGAACAGCGUUUAAUUAUAUUCCGGGACCUCUUGAGGCAUGACAAAAACGCAUCAGGAAUAGAUAAUGUCACUUUCUCAUUUUCUUCUGGGCAUGCAAUUUCAGUACGCCGACAACAUCUAUAUGAAGAUGCUUUCGAAGCUUUAACCCCUGGAAAGUGUCCCGACUUGAGACAGAAUAUUAGAGUCUCCAUGAUUAAUUGGAUUGGUUUAGACGAAAUCGGACAGGAUGGUGGAGGCAUUUUCAGAGAGUUUCUCUCAGAGCUACUUAAAACUGGGUUCGAUCCUAACCGUGGCUUGUUUAAGUAUACUCAUGAUAGAUUUUUGUAUCCGAAUCCAGAUGCCAUGCUAUUAUUCCCCCAUAACUUUUCACAGCAUUACUAUUUCUUGGGUCGUAUGGUUGCAAAGUUAAUUUAUGAAGGGUUGAUGAUGGAUAUGCACUUUGCCGAUUUUUUCUUGGUUCAGCUAUUGAGUACUAAAAACAAACCUUUCAUGGAUUUGGAACACAUGAAGUCCUACGAUCCAACUAUAUACAGCCAUCUCUAUGAUUUACUUCAUGCUACGGAAGAGGAGAUCGAUGCGCUUGCUUUGGAUUUCAGUGUGACCGUAGACCACUUCAAUGCCAUCAAAACUGUUGAUUUGAAACCAAACGGUCGAAAUGUUCUCGUUACUCAUAAAAACAGAAUUGAGUAUGUCCAACUGUAUGUAAAUUAUUUUCUGUAUAAGCAGAUCGAGCUGAUAAUUGAUGCAAUGCGGGCUGGUGUCAACGAUGUAAUUAACCCAUCAUGGUUGGCUAUGUUCGACUCUGCAGAGCUUCAGAUCAUAGUAAGCGGAGUCGACGUUGAUAUUGAUGUGGAUGACUUGAUUACCCAUUCUUCGAUAUACUACACAGGAGUGGAUGAAGACACUGAAUAUAUCAGAAUGUUUUGGAAUGUUGUGAAGUCUCUGACGAGUACGGAAAAAGCUUUAUUUCUCAAAUUCAUCACGGGUUGUUCCAGGCCACCUAUUGGUGGUUUCCGUUACCUUCAACCAAAAAUAGGCAUUCAAGUGGCCAAUGGUUCCGAUGACCUGCUUCCUACAAGUGCUACGUGUAUGAAUUUAUUCAAAAUACCAAAAUAUAAAACAAGACAAAUUUUGGAAGAUAAGCUGAGAUAUGCUAUCAACUCUGGGGCAGGUUUUGAGUUGCAAUGA